Messenger RNA from Prorocentrum cordatum, 2486 nucleotides. NCBI's taxonomy places the organism in Eukaryota, Dinophyceae, Prorocentrales, Prorocentraceae. The record is from the annotation of a GenBank genome assembly.
GACUCAGGGCGGGUUCUACAAUGAGUGCACCAAGUACAUUCAGGACAACUACGGCGACGUGUUCGCGACGCGGGAGGAGUUCAAGAAGGCCAACCUCUUUCGCGGGAAGAUCGAGCAGGCUGGCAUCUGGGAGAGGGUGUCUGACUGGUGGGGCGACUGCGUCGCGUUCGAGGACUCCUCGAUGAAGUCGCCGCCUUGGCGGCUCAACUUCAUCGGGUUCGAUCGCGCCCUGGUCGCAUCGAUGCGACCGUCGUCCAUGAUCGAGUCGACUGAUCUGUUCAGGUCGAAUACCGUGCUCGGGGUCUUCAACACGAUUUCGGGGUAUUUCUUGAAACCCGAGUAUAAGGGCGCCUUCAACGAUGCGUUGGCAGAGGUUCUCAAGUACGCUGUCCCGACAAAUUUUGAGAGGGACGCCGACGAUCGUGACAACUGGGAGGAGGACAUGUUGACUCACCCUGAUCAAGACGUGACUUGGUUGUUCAAGGUCAACAAGGAUUGCGCUGCGCUUGCGAGGUUGUUCACUCCGAUGAGCACGUCCAAGGUGUUCUCGCAGGCCCUUGACUUGAGCCCGUCGAAGAAGUUGAUUCGGAUGAAGCUCACCAGCCCGUGCAAGGACCAGGACUUCUCGCACCUGCCCCUCAAGCAAAGGAGAGCAGCAGAGAAGGCAGCUGCGAAGAAGAAGGUCGCCGCGGAGGCGGCAGCCCGUGGUGGCGCGAAGGGGGCGAAGACGGGCAACCGCCCGACAUUGUACUUGGACGACGUCGUCAACAUCAUCUUCCACGCGGUCCGUGACGUGAGCGCCGCGGACAGGAAGGCAGAUGCGAUGGGGCAGAUGCUGCGCUAUGGCUGUCGCCUCGGCUUCAAAGACCAGAACUCUGGGCCUCUGGAGUUCGCGUUCACGGUGGGCGACAAGACUGUCAAUGAGAAGUUCACCAAGUGGUCCCAGCUUCGGCCUCGCAUCUACUCGCACCUGAGGGCUGUGCAUGGGCUGGAUGCUUCUGACAUGACUAGCUUUGGCGGAGGCGGCGCGGCGGACGAUGCUGCCGACGCCGCAAGCGUCGCCGCUGCCAACAUCAUGUCGACGAUCGGUAUCGACGCCAAGUCGAGGAGUAGGUCGAAGACAUUGCUCAUCGAGUACAUGAACGACAACCCGUUCACGGAUUCGCCCGACGAGGUGAAGACGACGCACGUGGCGUUCACACGCAUGAACACUGCACUUACGAAGGCAGCGAAGGCCGCGGGGGACAUCAAGGGCAGUGGCGCCGAAGCUGCAGCAAUCCUCGUCGACAGCGUCCUUCGGAUUGUGGACUCCGCGGUGCCCAUGAACCUCUUCAAGCUGACGGGCCUCGCGCUGAAGCUGGUCGAAGCUGCAAGCGCGGACGAAGAGAGGCGUAAGACGGUGGCGGCGGCGGUUAAGCGUGGUUCCACGGAGCCUGAGUGGGUGCUCUACGUCGAGGCGGUCGACCCUGCUGUGGCUUCGUUCGUCCGCGCCAUCUGGCAGGAUGAGAGGGUCUUGUCGGGCGUUCACUACACGCGGAUCGUGUAUACCAACCUCUUGCUUGCGAAGCUGGUCACUGACGUAUCCAAGAACCUCUCCGCCGAGGCACACGGACAUUGCACGCGCGGCAUUGCUUUCACAGAGAGGCUGCUGCAGGCGGGCGGCACUUCGAACGACCUCUUGCGGGGCGUGUUCGACAACGCGGCGGGCUUGAGCGACGCGUGGGCGACGAUCUUCAAGAUUGGCGACCGCUUGCACGAUCGCGUUGCCGUGGAGCCUUCCGAAGCCUCGUGGAGGAUGAAGGAGAACGCGAUCAGGUCGGCGGUUACUGCCAUGAACAAAACCGACGUUGUCGCGGCGGCCAAGAAAGAGAUCGAGGCCGACCAGUUGCCCGAUGGCCUGGCCCAACAGGCGAAGGGCGUGCUUGUGGGCCUCGUGGUGAGCAACAGGCUGGCAGUCCAGAAGGCGAAGAGCGCUGCCGAGGUAGCGCGGUGGAAAUCAUUGGUCGAGCUCGCCAUAACCAAGGGCAUCAACCACAUCAAGAUCGACGAGGCAUCGUCGGCGUCUUCGGGACUGGCUGUGUCCGAUGCCACGACCGCCAACAUAGACGCGGGGCUGGCAUCCGCAGGAGUGACGAUGAUCAACGACAAGAGGUUCUUCAUGUUGUUCAGGGCGAUGGACGGCUCUGCGGCACUCAUGACAAUGUUCAAAGCCGAGAGGGUGGCCGCGGAGCUCAACGUUUGGGCCGAGAAGCGUUGGCUGACGGUGAACGUGUCCCAGCCGAAGAGCGAGGACGAGCGGCCGUCGCAGAUUUUGCCGCCCACGGUGACCGUCUCAGAUCGUGGUCUGGAGUGGAUCGUCUGCGCGGAGGCGCAGGUCGCUGCGGCGAAGGGCCCCGUGCGUCUCCUCCUCGACCUGCUCAGCCGCAACUCCGCGCCCGUUCAGUCGAUGGAGUUGAACUUCGCUGGGCGCAUCGUGCUUACCCCAG